Messenger RNA from Rosa chinensis, 785 nucleotides. RefSeq names its product embryogenic cell protein 40. NCBI's taxonomy places the organism in Eukaryota, Viridiplantae, Streptophyta, Magnoliopsida, Rosales, Rosaceae. The coding region runs from base 36 to 785 and encodes 249 amino acids. The record is from RefSeq and is a predicted model, not a curated record. Gene Ontology annotation, biological process: response to water. The transcript has 2 exons.
UUAUCUCCCACAUUUUCACACUUUCAAAUCCAAAAAUGGCUGAAAUUCGCGACGAGUUCGGCAACCCCAUCCCGCUCACCGACCAGUAUGGCAACCCAGUUCAGCUGACAGACGAGCAAGGCCGCCCCAUGCACCUCACUGGUAUCGCCACCACCGAGGGCGGCCAAAGCCAAGCCAUCCGUACUGGAGAGCAGCAGACCGGUAUAGGAACCAGAGGCAUCGGUACACACGUCCCUGGCACCGGUCUCCACGUUCCGGGCACGGGCACACACGUUCCAGGCACCGGUGCCCACAUCCCCGGGACUGGCAUACACAUCCCCGGCACAGGUUCUCAUGUUCCGGGGACAGGUGCACAUGUUCCGGGCACCGGUGAGCACAUGCCAGGAACCGGAGCCGGUAGCCACCCGUCAGGUACGGGGAAGACCGGUGGUGUUGCUGGAGUGAAGGCUGACGAAGUUAUCACCGAGCAUGCCGUGCAUGGUACUGGAAAACCCAAAACUGUAGGUGAACAUCUACAACAGGAGCGCCACACCGGUGAGGCCGGUGAACACCGUCGCAGCUCGAGCUCGAGCUCUAGUUCUGAGGAUGAUGGGAAAGGAGGGAGGAUCAGGAAGAAGAAGGGACUGAAGGAGAAGAUAAAGGAAACCUUUAGCGGUAAACAUAAGGAUGAGCAUCUGGAGGGGGGGCCGGCCUUCAAGACCCCCACGACGACUCCUCAGGAGCAUGAGAAGAAAGGCAUGAUGGAGAAGAUCAAGGAGAAGUUACCUGGUCACCAUCCCCACUGA